AUAAAUAUAAACAAAAAAAACAUUCUUGGAAGAAUAUUACUAGUUUCUUGUCACCAACAUUAUUUUUCUCUCAAAACAUAUUUGUGGGGUUUUACAAUCAUGUCUCAAUCUUCACAACACCACCAAUCAAUCAUGGAUGUUGAUACAAUGUUGGAUGUUUAUAUUCUUGAUUAUCUUGUUAAGAGGAAACUUAUUACUUCUGCAAAAGUAUUUGAAGACGAAGCAAAAGUCCCUGCUAACGUUCGUGCAAUCCAUGCUCCACGGGGUUUCCUCUUCGAAUGGUGGACAGUGUUUUGGGAUAUUUUUGUUUCUAGGUACAAGCUCCACCAAGGCUCUAUGGAACCUUGUGACGAGGCUAUGAGAGUACUGCAUAUGAUGCAGCAGCAAGAAGGUCAACAUCAACGUCAAACCGUCAACGCAAACAAUGCUGUUAAUGUGAAAAGCCCCUGGGUUGCGGAGACAUCAACCCCUAUGAGGCAACCAUUUCCACGGGACAUCAAUAGUUUGAUGGGCUCCUAUAUCAAUCAGAGUGCUCAAGGACCUGAGGGUUUACCGACUGGAGCUCAUGCAACCGGAGUUUCCAAUAAUGUACCUUUAAAGGGAUGGCCUUUGAUGGGGCCGGAUCAAAUUCAGAGUCGACUUCAUCAGCAGCAGGCUGCACUACAGCCGCCCCCACUAUCCUGCCAACAACAAAUAGAGAUCCAAGCUCAGCUUCUCAAUGAAAGAAAGAGAAGUCAAAUGGAGGGUCAAAUUCAGGUUCCAAAUGAAAGAAAGCGAAGUCAAUUGGACGGUCAAGUACAACCUCCAAAUGAAAGAAAGAGAAAUCAAAUCGAGGGUCAAUUUCAGCCUCCAAUGGAAAAUAUUACUAAGCAUGCGUUGAUUUCUUCAGCUAUUGUCAAUAGCCAAGGAACUCCAAAUGUGAAUGGGGUAUUCUCAAACUUGGCAGGAGAAGUGUCAAUGCCUAGCUCUCCGCAUAAUGAAAAGAUCAAUAUAGAUGAUUUCUUGAACUAUGGAGCUCUUGAUGGUAAUGAUAGUUCCUUUUCAUCUCGUGCGGGUAAAGAAGCCGAAGUUCAUCAUGCUUCAAGUGGUUUCAAGUUCUUGGAAAUUGGAAGUGUUCAUAUGACUAGUGUCAAUUGUUGUGACAUCUCAUUCGAUGGAAAACUGGUUGCAAUUGGUGGGGAAGACAAAAAGGCUAGAUUGUGGUGCUCGAGCUCUAGGGAAUCUAAAGCAACUCUUGAUGAACACUCGCAAGCGAUAACUGACAUCCGUUUUAGUCCAUCAAUGCUACGGCUUGCUACUUCUUCUCAUGACAAGACCAUCAGAAUUUGGGAUCUUGAAAAUCUGGGCAGUUCAAUCAGGACAUUCACUGGGCACUCAGCAUCUGUUACGUCACUCGACUUCCAUCCUAAGAAAGAGGAUCUCGUUUGUUCUUGUGACGAGACUGAGAUUCGUUACUGGACCAUUAAGAAUUCUGGCUGUGUUCAAUUAGCCAAGGGUGGUGCAAGUCAGGUUAGAUUUCAAUGUGGCAUCGGCAAGCAUCUUGCAGCUGUUCAUGGAAACACUAUAUCUUUAUUAGAUUUGGAGCGCCCUCAAGCUCGUAAGCAUGUCCUAAAGAGCCAUACAUCCAAUGUACAAUCUAUAUGCUGGGAUUUUUCUGGCGAACUUUUGAUAUCAGUAAGUGAAGAUUCAUUAAAAAUAUGGAGAAUGGAUUCUGGGGGAAAAGCAGACUGCAUUCGUGAGUUAAGUGUUUCUGGAAAAAGAUUUCAUUGUGCCACUUUCCAUCCGAUCCAUCCUUCUAUAGUCAUAAUCGGCUGCCAUAAGAGUCUAGAGCUUUGGAACAUGGCAGAGAACAUACUGAUGACGCCAAAUGAAGAACCUGUUUCUGCACUUGCUGUAUCGAGUACUUCUGGUUUGAUAGUUUCAGGUGGUCAUAACGACAGCAUCAUCAAGAUUUGGAAGUAGUUACCAAGUGUAGUACGUAAAUAAAUCUUUUUGUUGACAUUUACCUGAUGAGAGCAGAUUAGAAUGUGCUCUGAUGUACAUACUCAGGUUUUUAUCAUAAAUUUUGAAACUGCCUUGAACUCUUUUGAUGAUCCACGAUACUUUUUUCAA
Erigeron canadensis is the source of this 2112-nucleotide messenger RNA. Its product is annotated as transcriptional corepressor LEUNIG-like. The coding region runs from base 100 to 1962 and encodes 620 amino acids. The record is from RefSeq and is a predicted model, not a curated record. Lineage: Eukaryota; Viridiplantae; Streptophyta; Magnoliopsida; Asterales; Asteraceae. The transcript is spliced from 14 exons. Gene Ontology annotation, molecular function: protein binding; transcription corepressor activity.